AGGAAGGAGUCCAGUGGGUGUCUUCGGAAUUGGGAUUUUGGAGCGGACGCUCAUGCGCUUCAAAAUGCCGAUGUGUUCCAUUCGCUCCGGUCAGGUCUCGAAAAGACUGUCAAAGCCUACGUUAACAACGUAGCUCAAGAUCAAGCACAACCCAAAAUCCUUGAACUCACACACAAGCUGUCACUUACCAUCGAGAACUGUUUGACGCUACUAUUGACCCUGUGUGAGAGCACUGACAACGCAAUGGGCAAAUUCCAAGAACACUCCUACCUGGAAGUGCUACUGUAUAUGCUUACCUCUCCCCAGGCGCCCGGCGCUUCGGUGAAUGUCGCCCCGCAACACACCAUGCUGGCUACACACAUGCGACUGUUAGUGUGUCAAUGUCUGUACACGAUCAGCGAAGACAACGAGCCGCUUGCCGCCACACUCCUAGGCUUGCCCACGGCAAUGGCCAUACUGACACAGACUGCACAGCCCAUAGCCUUCCAGAACACAGCCAACUACACCAAGCCAGAGAUGCAGGUAUGCCUGCUCAGUGUAGUGUGCACGGGCAUCCUGUACAAUCUCAGCAGCACUAAAGCCGCCGCACAAGCCAGCACGAGCAUCACACCGAAUCUCAUGGCUCCUCUGCGAGUCGUACUCGGUGUGGAUAUGCUGGGGGCCCUGCCGGCCCUACUGCCGCUGAUUGCACAGGCCAGCCAGAUCGACAGCGAUAAGAACGCGCUCGCACAGUUUGCGCAGUCUAUGGGUGGGAAGGAGACGGCGGAGGAGAAGUCGAAGCGUUUGGCUGAGACUACUGUACUGGACGCGGUCGAGACAGCACGCAUCGCGGUCAAAGCCCAGCAGCUUGCGCUUGAGAUAUACUCCAACGUCUUAUCCGACGAGUACGACAACGAAGACGAUGGCAGCGACGCCGAGAUGGAGGAGUGGGACGACAUUGACGAACAAUCCGACAAUAUACAGGCAGACACGGCCAUGACCAGCUCUGUUGCCCACUCCGCUGACCGUCGCGGCAGCACAUGCGAUGCAGAUAUCCAGGCGCUGCUUCUGGCCCGUUGCGUGCCUUGUCCAGCACACAUCCGGCAGGUGCUGACGUCGACGAGCGUUGGACGGGAUUUCCACGAAAACCUGGGGAUCACACAGUGCCGCGCCGUUGGGGCGCUCAACAACCUGUGCCUGGCUGACAAACCGUCUACCAAGCCCCGGUAUACGACCCACCCCAAUGACUUGUGGAAGAAGCUCACGCUCGUGCUGUUCAUGAGCAACGGCGACACUGACCUCAUUGCCGCGACGACGGGAGCGAUGUGGACGCUACUGCGAUCGGUGGAAACACCAAGUGAACUUAUAUCUGUUCGUGAUCUGCCAGUAGCAAGCUGUGAGAAGAUAUGCAACCACGUGUUGAGCUCGGACGAAGGCACACGCACCACCAUUGCUGGGUUGGUGGGGUGUCUGGGCCAAAUGAUAGCCCCCGAGCACCGUGAUUCACAUACUAUGAUCUUGAAAGUCCUGCUUCACUUGCUCGAGGACAUCUGUGCUGAUGUUACCGCCGAAACCCUCAACUCGUUGUACGAUGCCUACGCGGAGCCCGAAUUCAAUAACGAGAUGGUGGCGCUGGGGUACAUGCAGAAGCUGCAAACGAUCGGCACAACUAUAAAGCGCAAGGUGAGUAUGCAUAUGAUUG
Molecule: messenger RNA, 1681 nt
Organism: Sphaeroforma arctica JP610
Lineage: Eukaryota; Ichthyosporea; Ichthyophonida
Exons: 4
Biological process (GO): protein import into nucleus; ribosomal large subunit biogenesis
Source: RefSeq, a predicted model, not a curated record